CAUCUCAUUAGCCUGUCUGGUGACGUAAGGCGCGGUCAGCUGGUACUGUGUUUACAGCAGGAGGUGAGCGAGUGUGGAGAGCGCGUCACUACCGAGCACCGACAACACCCUCGGCCUCCCGCCGUGCUUUACCGAGGGUCUCUAAUCAAAAUGGGAGGGGCGGUGAGCGCCGGGGAGGACAAUGAUGACCUGAUCGACAACUUAAAGGAAGCUCAGUACAUUCGCACUGAAGAGGUGGAGCAGGCCUUUCGUGCCAUUGACCGUGCAGAUUACUACCUGGAUGAAUUUAAGGAAAUAGCAUAUAAGGACUUGGCCUGGAAGCAUGGCAACAUCCAUCUGUCAGCCCCCUGCAUUUAUUCCGAGGUGAUGGAGGCUCUGGAAUUACAGCCCGGCCUGUCCUUCCUGAACUUGGGCAGCGGCACUGGAUAUUUAAGCACUAUGGUGGGACUCAUCUUGGGGCCUUAUGGCUUGAACCAUGGAGUUGAGCUUCACCCAGACGUCAUUGAAUAUGCAAAGCGGAAGUUGGAUCAGUUCAUCCGAACAAGCGACAGCUUCGACAAGUUUGACUUCUGUGAACCGUCCUUUGUGGCUGGCAACUGUCUGGAAAUCUCUCUGGAAUCUUCCGCUUACGAUCGCGUGUACUGUGGAGCCGGGGUACAGAAGGAGCAUGAGGAAUACAUGAAGAACUUUUUAAAAGUGGGCGGGAUCCUUGUGAUGCCACUCGAAGAGAAGCUCACAAAGAUAACCCGCACUGGUCUAACAUCCUGGGAAACCAAGAAGAUCCUGGCUGUGUCAUUUGCUCCGCUAGUGCAAAUAACUAAAGUGGACAAUGGAAGGAGACACCCCCUCCAUCUUCCUCCUCCGAACGUGCGCUCACUGCAAGACUUGGCUCGCAUCGCCAUCAGGGGACGUAUUAAGAAGACCCUCAAACAGGAGGUCACCUGCAGGGGAGUUGGGGGGAGCCUAAAACCCCAACGCCGCUACAAACGUAAGCGCCUGCGCCGACGCCGUAUGGAGACCAUAGUCUUCCUCGACAAAGAAGUGUUUGCCAGCCGCAUCCCAAACCCCUUUGAUGACAACAACAACUGUGAAGAUGUGGAGGAAGACCCAAGAGAAGAGGAAGAACGAGUGGUCAUUGACACAAAGCCAGAACCUCUUGUUAACUUUCUCAGAGAGAAAAUUCUGAGUCUGCCUCUUCCAGAUCCUCUGAAAUACUAUCUGCUCUACUACCGAGAAAAAUAAACCCCAGGACAAUAUGGAGGUCUUCUGACUGCACCAAUUUUUUUCCCCCCUUUAAACUGGCUGGCAUCUGGUCUUAUGGGGAUGACGGCCAGUCCCUUUUGCCUUCUUGACAAUUGUAUCUCCAGCUCUGCAGCCAAUUUCUUCUAUAGCCCAAGCAACCAAGUCGAAUCCAGAAUGUCCAUGGACUCUGACACUUUCCAUCCUUUUGCUUUCCUCUAAGGAUUGAUUGCUCUUCUAUAGAAGCCCAUUGGGUGCUUUGUCUAGCAGAGCAGCCCUUUAAAAGCACAGCUCUUUUCCACUCGCUUUCCAAUCACAUAACCCCACUUGGCUACAUCUUUGACCUAUGGUGGUUUAUCUGCAACAUUUGAAAAGGUCAUAGGUUUUUGACCUAAUGUGGUGAUUAUAGGGUGUACUAGUCUAGUCACUCUUCCAGGUACUAUUGUGUCUCUGUAGAAAACAUGCUAUACCGGAGCAUUCACCAGAAACCAGAGCUUUUAGUGCAUUCAGCAUAGGUGGUGCCCUAAAUGCUAAAUCCCUUUAAGUAAUGUUGCAGGUAUAUUGGUGUUCAAACCUUUCAUAGAAA
This is a messenger RNA of Bufo bufo (common toad), 1825 nucleotides long. RefSeq names its product protein-L-isoaspartate (D-aspartate) O-methyltransferase domain containing 2 (gene PCMTD2). Gene Ontology annotation, cellular component: cytoplasm. Gene Ontology annotation, biological process: protein modification process. The transcript is spliced from 6 exons. Gene Ontology annotation, molecular function: protein-L-isoaspartate (D-aspartate) O-methyltransferase activity. Lineage: Eukaryota; Metazoa; Chordata; Amphibia; Anura; Bufonidae. Bases 151 to 1242 code for a protein of 363 amino acids. The record is from RefSeq and is a predicted model, not a curated record.